CAAACCGUAGAUAACUCAGUGCAUCCGUUCUGUCACGGGGCCUCAAAAUAUAGUUAAACGAUAAAACCCCGCCGCACCAAGGUGUGCAUGUGUGCCUGUAUACACCGUAUCGCAGCCUACAAGAACAUGGCUGAAGUGCGUCAAGAACGUUCCUCACCACCUUCACCCUACCCUAAACCGAGGUGUCGCGGUUGACUAAAUUACCAGCCGACCCCACCUGAUGUAUAAAUAGACCUCCUGCGAGGAGAGCGAUUAUCAGUGUAAUCCGGAGACUCAAGAGGUGCUCGUAUAAUUGGAAGCGGGUAACAGGAUCCCUAGACCAGAAACUAUAAUUAGUGAUCAAAGGACAGCGUCGGUAGCGAUAACCGUAUAACCCAUUAAUCAAAAGAUGAUUUCAAUCGGGGGUGCGUCGAUUCGCGCCAUCCUGAUUCUGACGGUGUUUCUUCGAGGAGUGCGAUCCACUGCGACGUCUGACGAGAUAAUCGGGGGUUCUGGUAGUAUCGGAUACGGGAUUGGUGGUUACGGUGGUUCGUUCGGCGGAAUAGGCCCCGGCAUCGGAAGUCGUCUUGGCUUCGGAAGUGGUCUUGGUGGAAUAGGUUCCGGUUCUCUGGGGCUUAACGCCGGCCAUCUAGGGUACGGAUCUGGACUCGGCGGGACCAGGUCCUUCUCAUCCAGCUACGGCGACGUUGGAUCUGACAUCAGUGAUCUCGGCGGCACGAAUGCCGGAAUCGUUGAUCUUGUUGGCUACGGCGGCUACGACGGAGGAAGCCUGGGAUACGGCGGCUAUGGUGGUGGAGGUGGAGGCUAUGGUGGCUACGGUGGUGGAGGCUAUGGCGGCUAUGGUGGCUAUGGCGGUGGAGGCUAUGGUGGCUUUGGUGGCUAUGGUGGCCAUGGCCGAGGCUACGGUGGCUACGGCGGUGGACUAGAAAAAAGCGAUUUUUCCAAGGGCGGAGAGUCCGUGAACAACGGCGCUUACCAGAACGAGAAGGGGCACAAGGGUCAGGCCAGUAGUCGGCUGGCUGAAGGCCUUUCGGCCGGUCAGUUGGCCGCCAAGGACGCCAAGGGUAGCUCUGGUUACUACACUGACGCCGGUGGCGUAACGUCUGGAUACGUGGACAAGAAGUCGUUCGGGGGCGGAAGUCAUUAUGAACAGAAAGGUAGCAAAGGGGCCGAAGACAAGGCGGCAACUGGGCACAAGAAGGGACACGCAACAAAUGGGUUCGAGACUUCCCACCACAAGGACGAGAAUGGGAAAACGACAACCUUCUACGACGUUGCAAACGACGAGGGUGAUCAUUACGACUACGGAGGAACCCGUGGCGCCUUUGGAGACCAAGGGAAUAAUUACUACAGCGGUGGGUACCAGGACGAGAAGUACAACGAGGGAGGACACGGGCACAAGGGCCAUUACGACAAGGGGGUGAAAUCCGAGAAGGAGAACGGGGACAAACUGGCUUAUGGGAAUCAAGUUUACUACGGAAAUAACGGGCAGUAUGGCGAGGUUGGCGGUAAUGACAGAGCCUCCAUUCUCGGACAUUCGGAAGCCUCGAAAUACUACAAGGGUCAUCCGUCUUAUUAUUAACGAUCUAAGAUUUUCACGGCGGAAGAAUGAUCAGACGACGUAUAUGCGAAUCGAUAUGCAAUAUACGUCGAGUCAUGAUUUAUGUCUGCAAGACGGAAAUCCGACGCACGUACCUGUACGAGCGUAUAAUAUACUCAAUUUUCUGUCCGGAAGUUAAGAAUAAUGUAUGAUUUAUUAUAGUUUGUUUUGUUUUUUUUUUCUGGAACAUGCAACAUUAUUUUUUAUUUCUGUAAAUUAAACACCACGCAACGAAGUAUUGUAAAAAAUAAUUAAAGAGCGUCUAUUUUAUUCUUCAUUGGUAUAAUUGAUAUAAUUAUCCUCUGCUUGAAAUUUUUACUACACACGACAGUUGAAAAAAAAAUAUUUACAUACAUGUAUAUACAUAUGGAAGAAGGUUCAGGUUUGAAGUCGGAAGAAACGGGGAAUUCAAGAAAUAUAUUUGCCAAGAGUUUGUAUCGCAGAAAUGAGUUGGUUUAAUUUUUAGUUUCGUUUCUAUAGCGUUGUUAUCUGUUAUCGUUACUAUUUAUUUUUAUUUUUUAUUUCUUUUUCGUAACUGCAGUUUGCGGAGCGCUGUGUCAGGAAUUGGAUAAUACACACCACUUUGCAUGAUGUGGGUAACGUGAACGUAUAUGGUUAAAUGUGAUACGUACUGAACUACUUAUUUAUUUUGAUUGCUGAGGUUACAGUAACAGGACUACGUAUAUAUUUCUACAAUUGAAUACAUUUCACUUACUUAUAGUUUGCGUCUGGCUUAUGCAUAACACGUAUGUGUACAUAGAUAUUUCAAAUUACAGUUUGUCUAUUCGGCUCGAAAACCAAGUAUAUCACGAUUUAAUGAUCACAGGAAAUUUUCAUCAUACAUCAAACUAUGAAAACCGCCGAGUAAAUGUACCCACGUGAUUCUAAGAUAACAUGUAAUUACACUAUAAUAAUACGAGCUUGUUUUACGUAAUAUUCAUCGGUUGUUGUCUUUUUUUUCUUUUUUUUUCUUCAAAAAUAUCGCUUUGAGCCACAUUUUGAUUGAUAUGAUAGGACUCAAUGGAAUUAGAUUUUUUAAGUCUUGAAUUUCGUAUAUGUACGAACUCUACAAUCUCUGAAUCUAACAAUAAGUGCGGAAGCCUGAUACCGUAUCUGCAUAGACAAACUGUAGGCAAAUAUUACGUAUUGUAUAUUGUAUAUGUAAAUGGUAUAACUAAGCUGUUGUAAACGCGAAAUAGAAAUUUAUUUAUUCUUAUAGAUUUCAAAUUAUAAUGAAACAUAUUCGAUUUUCAUCAACAUGAAUCAAAAUGGAAUAAUUAAUGGUCUCCAAGAUAGAUUGUGUAAAU
Messenger RNA from Neodiprion virginianus, 2907 nucleotides. RefSeq names its product keratin, type I cytoskeletal 9-like. The transcript has 2 exons. Bases 389 to 1582 code for a protein of 397 amino acids. The record is from RefSeq and is a predicted model, not a curated record. NCBI's taxonomy places the organism in Eukaryota, Metazoa, Arthropoda, Insecta, Hymenoptera, Diprionidae.